AUGGUUUCUUUGUCUAAAUUACUGGAAUGUUUAUUUCACCCACAAGAUUUGUUCUACAUGGCAAAAUUCCGUCUUGGAGGGAGUCCCCUAACCCCUUCAUUCAAGGGAAACAUCAGUGGAGAUCAAAAAAUAUGCUUUGAUCUGCUAGCCAAAACAAGUCGCAGUUUUGGUGGAGUCAUCCAGUCCCUAAACAAAGAGUUGAGCCUCCCCGUGGCCAUAUUUUAUCUCGUCUUGCGUGCAUUGGACACAAUCGAGGACGACACGUCCAUCGACCUCGAACUCAGGAAAGUCAUGCUCAAGGAAUUCCCAACACGAUUGAGUGACCCUUCUUUUGUUUAUCCACAAUCCAACGGAUCAGAGAUUCUCCAAAUGUUUCCGAUGUUAAAUUUAAAAUUUCACGUGCAGAUUUCACGGGAAUAUCUGUUACUGGAUGAUUCCUAUCGACGAGUGAUUGUCCGGGUGUGUGAGCAAAUGGCGAGAGGGAUGUGUGAGUACAUGGACAGAGGAGUAAAUACUUUGGCGGAAUGGGACGAGUAUUGCUAUUAUGUCGCCGGGUUGGUUGGGAUGGGCUUGUCUGCUCUUUUUGUGGGUGUUUCGGGGGAAGACGAUCGAUUGAACCAAAAACAGCUGUGGAAUUCCAUGGGGCUUUUCCUUCAAAAGACUAACAUUAUUCGUGACUAUGCCGAAGACCUUUCAGAAAACAGAGCUUUUUGGCCAAAAGAAGUAAUGAUAUAUAUAUUUUUUAGGUUUGGUGCAAAUAUGACUCCAAAAUAUUCUUAUUUUGUGAUGGCAAUGGCCACUCUUGAAAGAUGCUUCAAUAACCCUGAUGUGCUUAGACGGAAUGUCAAGAUACGACGAGGGGAGACUGUGGCUAUCAUUAUGGGUGCCAGGGACUAUGACAGUGCACGGGCAUUGCUCUACAAAUACAUUCGAUCGGUGAGGUUAAUGGGUGGUAUUCCUAGCUUGCAAGUAAAGUGA
This is a messenger RNA of Octopus sinensis (East Asian common octopus), 978 nucleotides long. Its product is annotated as squalene synthase-like. Gene Ontology annotation, biological process: biosynthetic process; farnesyl diphosphate metabolic process. The record is from RefSeq and is a predicted model, not a curated record. Gene Ontology annotation, molecular function: squalene synthase [NAD(P)H] activity. NCBI's taxonomy places the organism in Eukaryota, Metazoa, Mollusca, Cephalopoda, Octopoda, Octopodidae.